AUGAGCACACGCGUGUUUGUGCGGCUAUAUGAUGGCACAACGCAGUACGAAACUGACGACGAGGUUUUGGAGCUGCCGUUACCACCUCUCAAGUGGAAGGACGCAAUAACGGCUAUGGUGGCUGCUGUGGGUAAGCAGGAUGAGUAUGAAGAUGGCGUGACGAUACCCAAAGCACGUCUCUUUCUACUACCCACAGAGGCUGCAGGAAUUGCUGCUGAGCUAAACGCUCGUUCAUUGCGCUUUGGGGUCCGAGAAAAUGACCGCUUCGUGGUUUGUCUUCAAGGCGAGGACUACCAGCAAUCCAGUGAGAGACAAUUGUCUGCGGAAGCUAAAGUUGCUGCUGCUUUUGGUGGAUCAUCGAACACAGGUGACACAAAUAAUGUUGCACCGACUGGCAAAAUGGGGAUCCCUCCUAGAGGUGGUCUUAAAGGCGGUACCCUGUCUGGAAGCUUGACGACUAGUAGCAAGAAGGGAAGUAAACGCUACCGAAGCAUUUCCGGUAAGAUGGCUGCAAUUAAAUCGCUGAGCGAUAUGGGAGUUAUUUCGAAUAGCGACCGUGGUCACUUGAAGGAUUUGCUGUUGAAUAGUGAUUCGCCACGGCUACAGGAGGCAUUGGAUGAGUAUAACAACACUGGUAACUUCCAGGCUGUAAAGGAUCUGUUGCUGAACGAUAUUCAAAACCCGCCAUUGAAGCGUAAUACUACUGACUGGCUGUCGGAGAGCUUUGUUAACGAUAUCGCACUGAAUAUUAGUACUCCAUCUCAUGUUGCUAAGAUGGAGCCUGUAGUAGCGCGACAGACUAACAAUAUUGGUCGGUUCAAUCCAGUACUUCCUACUACAAUGACCUUGCCAGCAAAUACGUACAAGUAUCCGACGACCAGUCAGGCUACGCCAAUGAGUUUGGCAGGCUAUUUGGAGGCUUCUUCCGUUGCGAUAAAUCACUCUUCGACUUUUGAGAGUCUAGUUACCCCUGCAGACGGCAACUUAUCUACUAGCAACGGAUACACUGCUGGGAUAAUUGUGUCAAACGACAACCAGCCUAUGACUGUUAUACCCGAAAUGUACUGCCAACCACAAGCAUCAUCGACCAACAACAUGUACAGAUCUGCGCCUAAUAUUAAUCUACCUCUUCGGGAUCGCGCUACGUACAUGAAGCGGGGAUAUGAAUCAUCGCCGGCCAACAACUUGAAUAUGCUAAGCACGUCUCCGGCAGUUUCUCUUGCCAUGUCACCGCAAAUGGGCAUGAAUGGGUACAUGAUGCAACAAGGAUACUUAUCUAACCAAGGUUCAUACCCAGCAAACAUCAUUUAUGCUGGAGACCAGUAUUCCAUGAACCCGUACGUGGCAGGUGCCAACGGCUUGUACAACCAGUACCAGCAGCAGCCUCAGUAUGCAAUUAACCGUUACGGUUACGGCAGCAUGCAGCCUGAUGUGGGCUACAAUCUCUACGCUUCAGACUACGGCAGUGGAAAGGUUUCAUUCCACGCUAGUCCUGGAGGCAAGUGGACAGCUGCUCCGCCGAUGCCGUCGUACCCUCCGCCGUGCUCAAAGGAGGAGAAGAAGGAUAAGAUUGCUAAGUGGCUGAAAAAGCGUGAGAAUCGGAAUUGGUCCAACAAGCCGUCGUACCCCGUGCGGCACAGCAUUGCAAAAAACCGUAAGCGUGGCGAAGAUGGUCGAUUUAUUACGAAGGCGCGACUCGCUGAAAUGGCAGCGCAGGAGGCAUUGGCUGCCGCAGUAGUUAAGAAUAACAAUGAGUCCCCGAAAGUUUCCUUACCGUCGCCCACGUCUGAAGAAGCUUCCAUUUUGAUUGUGUCGCAAACUGGAAUACCGCAAGCGACUUUCGGGCCAUAA
This is a messenger RNA of Peronospora belbahrii, 1851 nucleotides long. Lineage: Eukaryota; Oomycota; Peronosporomycetes; Peronosporales; Peronosporaceae. The record is from the annotation of a GenBank genome assembly.